GUUUUGAUAAAAUUAUCUCAAGUUUAUUGUAUUUAUUGUGUCUCCUUGACUCUGAAUUUGUUUGUUCUUACUUUUAUCACCUAUUGAAAUGGAGUUUGCUCCAAGUUUACAUGAUUUUACUGUUCCAUUUGGUUACUUGGUUUAUUAUGAUUUUUUAAAAUUUAGUCCUUCUUGCGAUUAUAAACUAGAAAAUUGUGAUUCAUCGUUUCUAAAAAUUAGUGAAAAUUCAUGAUUAAUCUGAUCGUUUCUUGACUUUUCGAGUUUCUUUGAUAUCUUACUACCGUCAACAUUAAGACAGGAGAAUCAUAAAUAACAACAAUGAUACGAGCAAAACCAGAAGACAUUUUGGAAGGUUUCAAAAUAAAUUGGAUGAAUCUCAGAGAUGCGAGGAAUGGGGAAAUAUUGUGGGAAUCGAAGGAAGAUCUUUCUAAGCCCAAUCGUGAACAUGAAGCUAAAGUACCUAGAGAUAUACUAAAAUGUCGAGCUGUUUCAAGGGAAAUUAAUUUCUCUUCAGUGCAGCCCAUGGAGAAGCUCAGAUUAGAACAAAAAGUGUUAUUUCAAGGAAAAUGUUUAGAAGAAUGGUAUUUCGUAUUUGGAUACGUUAUUCCUAAUUCAACAAAUACUUGGCAAUCAUUGAUCGAAGCUGCACCAGAAUCACAAAUGAUGCCAGCUGAUGUGUUAAAUGGUAAUCUGUUGAUUGAAACCAAGUUUUACGAUGAUGACCUUUUAUUGAGCACGUCGCGAGUUCGUUUAUUUUACAUAUGAUCACCAUUCAUCUUCUGUCAGCUACUUAACUCAUUUCCUUAUCAUUCACGAGAUGCCACUCUAUUAAUACAGAGAUCUGUAACUCAGAACGCCAUUUUGAGCUUGCAGUUGAACGAACAAUUU
This is a messenger RNA of Tetranychus urticae (two-spotted spider mite), 888 nucleotides long. It is a transcript of the gene PrBP, whose product is annotated as Prenyl-binding protein. Gene Ontology annotation, cellular component: cytoplasm. The record is from RefSeq and is a predicted model, not a curated record. Lineage: Eukaryota; Metazoa; Arthropoda; Arachnida; Trombidiformes; Tetranychidae. Gene Ontology annotation, biological process: sensory perception of light stimulus.